GCGGUUUUUGGCGCACAGGGCGGGCCCAGGCCCCCGAGCGAGGGCAUUUACGCAGCGCCCGCAGCCUUCCGCGGGUCUCUCCAAGGGGAACCAGCCGCGCGCGCCUCCUCUCCGCGCCGGGGCUCCGGCAGGUGGAAGGCGGAGGGACCCCCAUCCAGAUGCAGAAGUUCCUGCAGCUUUUUGGGCGUCUGAAAUCGGUCAUCCUUGGCAUGGUGCAUGUCAGAGCAUUGCCAGGGUCACCAUGUGGUACAUUGCCUUUGGCUCAGAUCAUUGAAGAAGCCUGUGGAGAGGCUGAAAUGUAUAGGGCUGCUGGCGUCGACGGCUUGAUUGUUGAAAAUAUGCAUGACCGGCCUUACACAUUCGACGUUGGUGCAGAGGUUACAGCAGCUAUGGCGGUGAUUUGUGCCUCAGUAAAACAGGCGUGUCCCACGCUCCCCUUUGGGGUUCAAAUACUAUGUGCUGCAAAUCAGCAAGCUUUAGCUGUUGCCCUUGCUUCAGGUGCGGAUUUUGUUCGAGUUGAAGGCUUCGUUUUCUCCCAUGUGGCUGACGAAGGGAUGCUGAACGCUUGCGCUGGGAACCUGCUAAGAUACCGCAAGCAAAUCGGAGCUGAACACAUCCAGGUUUUUGCUGAUAUUAAAAAGAAGCACAGUGCUCAUGCGCUGACAGCUGACGUCACGGUGGCGGAAACCGCUAAGGCUGCUGAAUUCUUUCUUGCUGAUGGGGUUGUGUUGACUGGAACUGCAACUGGAUCAGAGACAGAUCCCAAAGAACUAGAAGAAGUCAGAUCUGCGGUGAAGAUUCCAAUACUGGUGGGAUCUGGUGUGACUUUGGAUAAUGUGAAGGACUACUUAAGUGCAAAUGCCUUGAUCAUUGGUUCCUAUUUCAAGAAAGAAGGCCAUUGGGCAAAUGGCAUUGAUCUUGAUCGGGUGAAGAGGUUUAUGGAUUGUAUUGGGAAAGUAAGAGUGUAAAUUUGUUUGCUUCUGCUCUGAGUUUACAAUUGAAGCGCAACUGCACCAAAUAUUUUAUCUUGCAAAGAAUAGAAUAGAAUAGAAUAGAAUAGAAUAGAAUAGAAUAGAAUAGAAUAGAAUAGAAAAGAAUAACAGAGUUGGAAGGGACCUUGGAGGUCUUCUAGUCCAACCCCCUGCCUAGGCAGGAAAGCCUACACCACUUCAGACAAAUGGUUAUCCAACAUCUUCUUAAAAAUGUCCAGUGUUGGAGCAUCCACAACUUCUGGAGGCAAGUUGUUCCACUGAUUAAUUGUUCUCACUGUCAGGAAAUUUCUCCUUAGUUCUAAGUUGCUUCUCUCCUUGAUUAGUUUCCACCCAUUGCUUCUUGUCCCACUCUCAGGUGCUUUGGAGAAUAGCUUGACUCCCUCUUCUUUGUGGCAGCCCCUGAGAUAUUGGAACACUGCUAUCAUGUCCCCCCUAGUCCUUCUUUUCAUCAGACUAGACAUAUCCAGUUCCUGCAUACCCAAUUUUUCAGGUCUUUUUAUACUUAAGACAGAGGAUUUUUUUUUUCCUGAAUUCAAAAUGCUUUUAAAAGUCGGGGGAAAAAAAGCCUCUGACGAUCAGGCAACUCAGCUGGCAUCGUCAGAGCCUUUUAAAAGCAUUUUUUCUACAACCUCUUGGCCGAAGAGGUUGUAGAAAAAAUGUUUUUAAAAGGGAAAAAAAAAAAGUUGGCCACGCCCACCCAGUUACAUUACCCCCACCAAGCCACACCCACAGAACCGGUAGUAACAAAUUUUACAUUUCACCACUGAUGUUAAUCCCACCCAUUCAUCCCACUGAAUCUUCAUAAGCUUCUGGAAAGUGCACAUCGUUGGCAAGAGAAACGGCAGGUCUAGUCAUGGUUUGAGUUUUUGACAGUUUAUCAAGGUUAUAGAGUACAGAUUUCCUUUGGGGGAAAUUAGUUCUUAAGUUUACAAAGUACUUGGCUGUAAAUAUCCAUAAAAAUGACAAUUUGGUCAGCUGUAUUUAUUUCUAAGCAGGUCAAAGGACGUUAGCAUGUUUAGCUACAUAAAUCUGUUAGGUACAGUCCAGAAAUUCUCAUGCUUCCAAAUUGCAUGGAUUUUUCUUUCUAGCCUUGAAAAAUGUGGCACAAUAAUUGCUGGAAAUAAAGUGUCUGGAUUGUGGGGAAACCUCUGUACAAUCUUUACUUCCAGAACAGAUAAACUAUUCUAGUUAACUAGUUAUUCUCAUUCAUUCUCUCUCUCUCUCUCUCUCUCUCCCUCCCUCCCUCCCUCCCUCCCUCUCCCUCUCCCUCCCCCCUCUCAUCCUAAGGGUUUUUUUUUUUCCUGCCCCCCCCCCAGUAAAAUUCCAUGUUAGGCAGGGCAAUUACACAAAGUCAUGAUUGGAAGCUCCCUUGGGUACCAUAUAGAUAUACUCAAAAUUCUCAGAAAUCUUCCCAGAAAAACCACAUGGUGCAGCAGCUGGCGAGAUAGAGGCAUGUCACAUCCCCAUGAGUGAACUCUGUCACUGCCUGGGAUGUCCCACUUGGGCUGCUGGAAACGAGGAGGCUGAAAACUCAUUGUUGGUGCCGAUGGAAAUGCCACAAAUCGGUGAGAACAAAUUUAUUUAUCGAAUAAGAUUAUUCACCCAACCAGGGAGGGAGGAAGUCUCAAGCAGGAAAUUAGCCUGGCAUCCUUGUGCAGCUGCAAAAGACCCAGGACUGAUCCCCGCUUGAAGCUCCCUCUAGAACAUUUAUCUGUCUAUUCCCAGGAGAAAGCAGACAGUCUGGGAAGAUUCCUGUAUAAUAGGCAGAAUGUAAUAAAGUUGUUAGCAUACCUUA
Pantherophis guttatus is the source of this 2787-nucleotide messenger RNA. RefSeq lists its product as uncharacterized. Lineage: Eukaryota; Metazoa; Chordata; Lepidosauria; Squamata; Colubridae. The record is from RefSeq and is a predicted model, not a curated record.